AGAAGAGUUCCGGCUUCGGCCUCUGCCGCUGCCGCCGCUGCUACAGUCGCCGCUGCCGCCGCCGCCUUUGCGGCUUCUUUUUUCUAAAAUGGCGCCCCUAGACCUGGACAAGUAUGUAGAGAUAGCGCGACUGUGCAAGUACCUGCCGGAGAACGACCUGAAGCGGCUUUGUGACUAUGUUUGUGACCUCCUCUUGGAAGAGUCAAAUGUUCAGCCAGUAUCGACACCAGUAACAGUGUGUGGAGAUAUACAUGGACAGUUUUAUGACCUUUGUGAACUAUUCAGAACUGGAGGUCAGGUUCCUGACACAAACUACAUAUUUAUGGGUGAUUUUGUAGACAGAGGUUACUAUAGUUUGGAGACCUUCACUUACCUUCUUGCACUAAAGGCUAAAUGGCCUGAUCGUAUUACACUCUUACGAGGAAAUCACGAAAGUAGACAGAUAACACAGGUGUAUGGAUUUUAUGAUGAGUGCCAAACCAAAUAUGGAAAUGCUAAUGCAUGGAGAUACUGUACCAAAGUUUUUGACAUGCUCACAGUAGCAGCUUUAAUAGAUGAGCAGAUUUUGUGUGUUCAUGGUGGUUUAUCUCCUGAUAUCAAAACACUGGAUCAGAUUCGAACAAUUGAACGGAAUCAAGAAAUUCCUCAUAAAGGAGCAUUUUGUGACCUGGUGUGGUCAGAUCCUGAAGAUGUGGAUACUUGGGCAAUCAGUCCUCGAGGAGCAGGCUGGCUUUUUGGGGCAAAGGUCACAAAUGAGUUUGUUCAUAUCAACAACUUAAAACUCAUCUGCAGAGCACACCAACUAGUGCAUGAAGGCUAUAAAUUUAUGUUUGAUGAGAAGCUGGUAACAGUAUGGUCUGCUCCUAAUUACUGCUAUCGUUGUGGAAAUAUUGCCUCGAUUAUGGUCUUCAAAGAUGUAAAUACAAGAGAACCAAAGUUAUUCCGGGCAGUUCCAGAUUCAGAACGUGUUAUUCCUCCCAGAACAACGACGCCGUAUUUUCUUUGAGGCCUUCGCCCAUCCUGCUGACCUGUUUUCCAGCCCUCUUCUUACCCCAACUUUUCGUGUAUUACCUUCUAUAAUAUACUUUUUAUUGAGCACUUUGCUGCUGAAAUGCUGCCUCUUGCCUUUUUUUUAUUUUAAAUUAUCUAAAUUUAUUGUUUGUUAUGGUGUUUAUAGCAAUGUUUUUCUAUCAGUUUUCUCCCCAUCCCAUCCCCACCUGGACUCAUUUGAGAAGACUUGAGAAAUGUCUUAAUAACACUGCUGCAUGUAGCUCUUGCUUAUUUACUGGUCUGGGGGAAACAGGAUAUGUUUCCUUUGUUUAAAAAGCCAAUUGACAGAACAGUCUACACCGAAAUAUUCCUCCUUUUGUAUCAUUCAGCUUUUUGUUUUAGUUUGGUAAGUUUUAAGAAAUUUCAGCAGCAAAGUUGUUAUUCAGUGGGCACGAUGGACUGCAAAUGCCUCGAGUUAUGUAUACCUGUUUCAGCUGUAAACUUCAUUGUCCUUUGUUGGAUGAGAUUUUAAAUGGAUAUAAAAUAAAUUGGUCUAAAGGGCUGCCCUCCUUGUUGUGUUUUUAAAUUUUAGUUAAAAACUGCUACAGCUUAUGACUUUGUACAUUAAGAUAAUUGUACUGAUCUUUUUUCAGAUUUCUUGUAUUUUUUAAUAAAGUAAUCUUAAACCCAGAUAGGUUAAGUGAUAGAAAUUUUAAACAGCUUACAUUGUUAGCUUAAAAUGAUUCUCUUUUUUUUCUUUCCUAAUCAGAGUUCUUGACCCUUUGGUUAUUGAGUUCAAAACUUCAAUUGAAAUUCAGCAGUAUUUGUUUAAAAACAAAAUCACUGAACUGUGCCUAAAGAACAUAACUGCCAUAUUAAUGUUUUGGUUUAUAUCCUCUAUAGUAAUAGGAAAACAUUUAAUACUUGUAAUGCUGUCCUGUUCAUUUGAUACCAGUUGGGUAGAAUGUGAUCAAUCCAGUUUACAAUCUAUCAUGAAUAUCAUUAAGUAAAAUCUAUGUAUUUUUCAAUAGGAGUCAUUUCUUCUCUUGUUGUAACACUUGACCUUAACUUUUACAAAGUGUUCAUUUUUUAACUACAACUGGAAAGGUUGAAAAGUCAGGCCUCUUGUAUUUGUGAACUGUACUCUGAAACAGAUUUUUAAAAGUGUAGAAAGAAACAAAUUGUCCUUUUUAUAAAGGCCUGUGAUACCAUGUUUCGGCUUUGUGUAAGUAAUUUGAAUGUCCAAAGGGUUGUGAUGAUCAGUUCUUGAUAUGCAACUGUCCGUUUAAUAAGGACAAGCAUUCCAGUAUCUCUUACGACUGUGGUCAUAAAUGAUGUUGGAAUUUCACAUUUUUUGAAAUAGUUGGUAUCCCUUUACUAUGAUUUUUAUCAUUCCAGGAAAUCCUUGUGAAGCCAGCCAAUUAAUAAAGCACUUUAGCAUCUGUUCAGGUAGUUUUGAAAACCAACUUUUCACCUUCAGGAUAAGAACUUGCAGGUUACCUAAAAAUGCAAUAAAAUCCUUAAAAUCUAAGCUUCUCGGCACAUAAUUUUUCAUCAGGGUUUGCUUUCAUUAAAUGAGCACAAUACUGUUUUUAUUUUAUUUUUUUUUCCUUAACAUCCAGCUUCUUGUGUAGUUUUUGAUUGUAUAGCUAUGUGAAAGAAGAGGCUAAGACUCUUGCUGCACACACUUGAACUAAUGUUGGGUCAGUAGCUUCAUGUUAAUGCCCUGAUCCCAGUGUAAUUCAGGGGGAAAGAUAUUUUUAUCUUACAGGGAUAUGUAGCUGUGUAUUUUACUAAUUGUGAAACACUGGAAAUUAAUGAUGCAGACAACUUGGUGUGGUCUUUGAACAGCUCUCUAUGGUCUUUUUUCCGUUACCAUAAUUGUAUUUAAGUGCUUGCUCUCCACCGCUUUUAAGUUGUACCAAUAAAACUGGUAACCUUCAGCCCACUCUUCCCAUUUGACAUUCCUUAGCUUAGGCUGAUGUAGUUGUUUUAGUUAUCCCUGUAAUGUGACUUUUAAGUCGUAGUAUACUGCAUUUGUUGUUACUAGUUGGGCACAUGCCAAUAAUAUUCUGUCCAUUCCUUAACUGCCAUCUGUUUUGCCUGAUUUCUCUUCAACUGAAUAAUGACUUUUUGCAUGGAAAAAAAUAGUUUUUACUCUUAGAUGUGUAAAGGGAAGAGAGAGUGAAUGUAUUGGACUUUGUAAGCCUAAGAGGAAUAUUUGGAUCCCUCUAAUAAAUAAGGGCUAUGUACUAUGUAGCAUAAUCAUGUGGUGGAAGAUACUUGCAAGUCAUAGAUACGUAGGCAGGAGGAUUUGUCAUUCCCUGUACCUAGGCUGAAUGUAAAAUCCCUUAUGUUGUAUUAAUGGGGGAGGCGGUAACUAUUUUUAUUUGCCUAUGAUAUACUUGGUUUCUAAUAAAGUGUCCUAGGCUCUAGUGA
Molecule: messenger RNA, 3429 nt
Organism: Loxodonta africana (African savanna elephant)
Lineage: Eukaryota; Metazoa; Chordata; Mammalia; Proboscidea; Elephantidae
Gene: PPP6C
Product: protein phosphatase 6 catalytic subunit
Exons: 7
Coding region: 89-1006 (305 amino acids)
Biological process (GO): G1/S transition of mitotic cell cycle
Cellular component (GO): cytoplasm
Molecular function (GO): protein serine/threonine phosphatase activity
Source: RefSeq, a predicted model, not a curated record